Molecule: messenger RNA, 3144 nt
Organism: Ruditapes philippinarum (Manila clam)
Lineage: Eukaryota; Metazoa; Mollusca; Bivalvia; Venerida; Veneridae
Product: cytochrome P450 2U1-like
Exons: 6
Coding region: 532-2088 (518 amino acids)
Molecular function (GO): oxidoreductase activity, acting on paired donors, with incorporation or reduction of molecular oxygen; heme binding; monooxygenase activity
Source: RefSeq, a predicted model, not a curated record
GAUAGAUUAAUGCUAUUCUAUUUAUUUAAAGUAUUUCGCAAAACGUACAUUUGUUUUCUUAAGAAGUAACAUUACGUUAAAAUUUAAAUAUAACCUAGUCGGAACUACUCGGUCAGAAGUUCAAUCAAUUAAAAGAAACUCUUAAUUAUUUUAGUUUUGAUGGUUGCUUACAAGGAGCGUUUAGUGCCAUAGUAACGUUUAAGAAUAACAACCGAAAUAUUCCAACUAUAAACAUGCUUGAUUCUAUUUGGAUAUUAUUUUCAUAAAAUAUAUUUAAUCGAAUUACAUCGUCUAUUGGUUUUAACUUCAAGAGCAAAUAUUUUAAUGAACAGAAUACCUUUAAAAUUUUGUCAGUUUAAAUCGACACUUGAUUACUUAAGGAUAUUGAAAGUGGGACAUUUACAAUAUAUUUGUUUUAUUUGAAGUGGGUAUCGUUUUUGUCGUAUAUAAAGCAAUACACCUGCUUUACCAGUAUGACAGUGUCACUUAAUCUUUUGUGAGAAAGUACAAUAAGAAGACACUGAUUUCGAUAUGACAUCUUUCGUUAAAACUUUAAGAACUUUUUGUAAACCGAAGGGAACACCGUUCUUUGGAUUCAAGAAGGAGGUGUACUCAAUGUCAAGCGUUGUCUCGAAUUCGGAUAUUCCGAACAAUUGUCAUAAAUCGAACACAUAUGAUGUAAAGCUGACUGACUGCAACGGACCGGAAGUGCUUUCACUAAAGGAAGUGAAACGAGGCCGGUUACACAUGUACUUUCAUCAAAUUAGUCGGAAAUAUGGUUCAAUAACAAAAUUUAAACUUUUGAGAAAAAAUAUUUACGUGCUGAAUUCAUUUGAUUCGGUGGAGAAGUUGUUGCGUGUGAACGAACAUGCGAACGGACGAUCCAGUCCUUUCUUCCAGAACUAUGUGUUGCUAAAUAAAGGAUUUUCGUUCAGUGAUUUCACAAAGAUUGGCGAAAAACAAAAAGGAAUUUUAAAAAGUUGGUUACAUUAUGAAAUUAUUCAUUCAACAAGCAUUGUACUUGACGAGAUAAACAGUUUCAAUUCCUCUCUGUUAAAUCAAAAUGGAAACCUUAACACUGACUUGUUUAUUAGACAAUUCCUUAGCAACGUUUUUAGCAAACAGCUGAUUGGCGAAACUGUGCCAGCAGACGACCCAGACUCCCAGUUGCUAUGGGAACUGAUAGACCAUUUGUACACCCUACUGGAACCAAGCAUAGACGCACCGUUGAGGCUGCUACCAUUUCUGAGAUUUCUACCAGGCAAAUAUGGAAACAUUUUCCGGGAAACGAUUAAGGCUCGAGAUGGAGUUGCGAGAAGAUAUUUCGAUACGCAAAAAAGCACCUACCAGGAAGGUCGUGUACGGGGCUUGGUUGACGUCUGCUUAAAAUUACAGCACGAGGAGAUGCAGACGAAAGGUGAAAGUUGGCUAACAGACGACUAUAUUAAAGGUCUUAUGUACGACACUGUAGCAGCAGGAAUGUCGGAGAUGAUGAAAAGCGUACGCAUGCUUAUUUUACUGAUGUGCCAUCACCAAAAUGUUCAGUCACGUGUUCACACAGAAAUCGAUGACGUUAUAGGUACGUCAUCUAUCCCAUGCUCCUCGCACCGGAACCAGAUGCCAUACACGGAAGCAGUCAUAAUGGAAAUGUUGCGAUACGUCAGUCAGACGCCAUUGGCUAUACCCCACAAAAGCAACAAAGAUGUCGUUCUUGAUGGUCAUUUAAUUGAAAAAGAUUCCGGGAUUUUUCCCAACAUAUGGGGUAUUCAUCACGAUGAGGCAGUAUGGGGCGACCCUUGGGUGUUUAGACCAGAAAGGUUUUUAACGGAGGAUGGUCAGCUUUUACCAGCAGAUCAUCAGUUGAGGCGAACGUUAAUACCUUUCUCUGUUGGUAAGAGACGUUGUCCUGGUGAAGAUUUUGCAAUGUCAAGGUUAUUUCUCCUACUGACGUCAAUGUUACAGAGAAUAGAGUUUACGCCCCCUGUCGAAGAGGAACUUCCUUCGGCAGAUCCUAGGCUUUAUACGAACAAAUACCCCUUACAGUUACCGGUGUUUACGUGCAGAGCAGUACCAAGGGAGACAAUUUGAGAAACAAUAAUUGUACUCUCUAAUACGGAGUUGCGUUUUGUCAUUGGCGGAAGUGGAGUUGCAGACGGCGUUUUGGCGGGCAUUUUUUUCUGAGAAUCAAAAUAAAUGUUUUUAUAUUGAACGUUCUCUGAUCUCGAACACAGCUUGAAAGUCUUGAUGGCGACUUUUUUUUCUAAAAAGUAUUAUUGUUUGUCAUUAUAUUUAUAAACAUUACUGAUGCAUUCAACUACGCAUUUUUUUGUCUUACGUUUUUGUGUCUAUUUAUUUAUGUGUUUACUGCAUGAUUUUAUAUUUGCUGUAUUAUAUGCUAACUUGUCGGAAUGUUUCUGCUGAUUUCGUUUGUUAACUUUAUGAAUGCAUAUCUCCAGAUUUAUUUUAAAAUCGGGAAAACUGGAUUUUUAAAAAACGUUGGUCUACAUUUCCUUUUGUGUGGUUUUUAACAGGUAAAGAGUUAUAUUUCAUUAAAAAAAUUCCGUUUAUAGUUACUAAGACUAAAGAAGAGAUAUUUAUUUUAUUAAAUAUUUUGUUUUAUUUUAUAAGCAGUUUGUGUAUGUCCAACAUUGUUAUUGAAAUGUAUUAAAAUCAAAAUGACUUAAAACAGUCAAUGCAAUGAUUUUUAAACAAUGAUAUUAAUGGCAUAUUGUCAUUUAUAGAUAUAUUUUAAUACAAACAUAUAGAUCUACUUAAGUAAGUAAUUCAAUACAUAUUUUAAAUAAAUCUGGAGAAAUGCUGUUUAAAGUUUUGUUUUCGGAGCAGAAACACCCGCUUAAAGUUUGUACAGCUUAGCAAUUUGGUACACUUGUUUGAAUAAAAUGACUUCCUAGGUAGGGUUUUUUAUUUCGAAGUUAUCAAAUUGAAAAUAAACAAAAAAACCCUUAAAAUAUCAGUGUUGUCACCUUUUAAUCAAUAAAAGAGGAUAAUUAUAUUGAUAACUUGAUUUUGUCAAGGAAAUACAUGCAUGUGUACUAAUUAAAGAUGUACUGUGUUAUUUGUAAUUUUUAAAUGUUUUUUAAAUGCCAUGUCUUGGGCAAUAAACAGUAAAAUGUGUAAAAAUUC